Molecule: messenger RNA, 1107 nt
Organism: Mesoplodon densirostris (Blainville's beaked whale)
Lineage: Eukaryota; Metazoa; Chordata; Mammalia; Artiodactyla; Ziphiidae
Gene: PRR16
Product: proline rich 16
Exons: 2
Coding region: 137-1051 (304 amino acids)
Biological process (GO): positive regulation of translation; positive regulation of cell size
Source: RefSeq, a predicted model, not a curated record
CACCCGUCGCUGCCCGGGGAGCGUCCAAGAUGUUGGGGGACUGGGGCGGCAGCGGCCGCCGCGGCGCCAGGGACCGGGGCGCGCAGCAGCCUCCGCUCGCCAGCCUGUGCUGACCUGCCUCGCUUGCCCCCAAAGAAUGUCAGCCAAGUCCAAGGGGACCCCCUCCUCGUCCUCUCCAGCCGAGGGACCGCCGGCAGCCUCCAAAACCAAGGUGAAGGAACAGAUCAAGAUCAUCGUGGAGGAUCUGGAAUUAGUCCUGGGCGACCUGAAGGACGUGGCCAAGGAACUUAAGGAGGUGGUUGACCAGAUUGAUACCCUGACUUCUGACCUACAGCUGGAGGAUGAGAUGACCGACAGCUCCAAAACGGACACCCUGAAUAGUAGCUCAAGUGGGACAACAGCCUCCAGCAUAGAGAAGAUCAAAGUGCAGGCCAAUGCCCCCCUCAUUAAACCCCCAGCCCACCCAUCUGCUAUCCUCACCGUCCUGAGAAAGCCAAACCCUCCCCCUCCCCCUCCACGGUUGACACCUGUGAAGUGUGAAGACCCGCAAAGAGUGCUGCCCACUGUCAAUCCGGUAAAGACCAAUGGCACCCUUCUGCGAAACAGAGGCUUCCCAGGGGCACCAAACAAAAUUCCAAAUGGAGACAUUUGCUGCAGACCCAGCAGUAACUUGGACAAGGCUCCAGUGCAGCCUCUGAUGCAUAGACCUGAAAAAGACAGGUGCCCCCAAGCAGGGCCUCGGGAACGAGUCCGGUUUAAUGAAAAAGUCCAGUACCAUGGCUAUUGUCCUGACUGUGACACCCGGCAUCACAUAAAAAAUAGGGAGGUCCACUCACACAGCGAACCUGUCCACCCACCAGGAAAGCUUCCUCCCCAUGGCCCUGCCCAGCCUCCUCCCCCUCAUCUCCCUCCUUUUCCACUAGAAAAUGGGGGGCUGGGAAUAAGCCACAGUAACAGCUUCCCCCCACUCAGACCUGCACCUGUGCCUCCUCCCACAGCACCAAAACCACAGAAGACAAUCUUGAGGAAGUCAACCACCACAACAGUGUGAUGUAUGCCAUUUAAAAAAACUUUUUUGUUUUUUUUAAUUCUUAUAUUAUAAACAUA